This is a messenger RNA of Prunus armeniaca (apricot), 1470 nucleotides long. The record is from the annotation of a GenBank genome assembly. Lineage: Eukaryota; Viridiplantae; Streptophyta; Magnoliopsida; Rosales; Rosaceae.
AUGGCCUUCACUUGCAUCAGAGCUUCUUCUUCUUCUUUCACUGCCACGCGUCUUUUAGUGUCUGUUUUCAUAUUGGGUUGGGCUUCUCGGACCUGUUCCGGGUUCGGGUCAUACGGGUUCGAUAUCCACCACCGAUUCUCGGAUCCCGUCAAGGCAAUUCUGGGUUCCGAUGAGCUGCCGGAGAAGGGGAGUGCAGAAUACUUUGCUGCUAUGGCGCACAGAGAUCGCUUGAUUCGAGGGCGUCAUCUCUCCUCCGCCGACGGAACGACGCCGCUUACCUUCGUUUAUGGCAACGAGACUUAUCGGAUUGGUGCUUUUGGACAUUUGCAUUAUGCGAAUGUUUCUGUGGGGACACCAAGCACAUCAUACCUUGUGGCCUUAGACACGGGCAGUGAUUUGCUCUGGUUGCCAUGUGAUUGUAGCAGUUGCGUGCAUGGCGUAAAGCUCUCAAAUGGAGAUGUAGUAGAAUUUGAAAUCUACAGCCCUAAUACGUCGUCAACAAGCAAAAAGGUUUCUUGCAACAGCACAUAUUGUGAACAACCACAACACUGCGCUUCAGCAGCUAGUGAUUGUCAUUACAAGAUUGAGUAUCUGUCGAAUGACACCUCAUCUACGGGGGUCCUGGUAGAGGAUGUUUUGCACCUAACCACUGACGAUGCAAAACAAAAAGAUGUUAAUGCACGGAUUGGUUUUGGUUGUGGUAAGGAGCAGACUGGAAUAUUUUUGAGUGGUGCAGCUCCGAACGGUCUAUUAGGGCUUGGUAUGGAUGAUGUAUCCGUUCCUAGCAUUUUAGCGAAACAGGGGCUUGCUUCAAAUUCUUUUUCCAUGUGUUUCGGACUUGAUGGAUCUGGGAGAAUUAGCUUUGGUGAUAAUGGAAGCUUAGACCAAGCUGAAACGCCAUUCAAUCUUAAAAAUAGGAGUGCAUAUCCAACUUACAACAUUACCAUUACUCAAAUAGCUAUUGGAGAAAGUGUUACCGAUCUUGAAUUCUAUGCGAUUUUUGACUCUGGUACCUCAUUUACAUACCUAAAUGAUCCAGCUUACACACAGAUUACUGAGAAUUUCAACAGCGCACUAAAAAACAAGCGGCGUUCGAAGGAUUCUAGCAUCCCUUUUGAAUACUGUUAUGAUAUAAGGCCAAAUCAAACAGUGAACUUGACGACGAAAGGUGGAAAGCAAUAUUCUCUGCUUGAUCCGCUAGUGGUUAUUGCUAAUGAAGAUGGAACAACAAUGUUUUAUUGUCUGGGCAUUGUCAAAAGUGGAGAUGUAAAUAUCAUUGGACAAAACUUCAUGACGGGCUAUCGUGUAAUUUUUGACCGUGAGAGGAUGGUUGAGUUGACACCGUCACUCUUCCUGUCACUAAAUCCAAAUCUCCGGCCGCAUCCCCUAGCACUACCAUCAAUCCAGAAGCCACGGCAGGGAGUACCGACACUUCUCAUAUACCACCACCAAAUCAUUCACCCAAGUUGA